Thalassophryne amazonica is the source of this 5289-nucleotide messenger RNA. It is a transcript of the gene usp40, whose product is annotated as ubiquitin specific peptidase 40. The coding region runs from base 383 to 4258 and encodes 1291 amino acids. The record is from RefSeq and is a predicted model, not a curated record. Gene Ontology annotation, cellular component: cytosol; nucleus. Gene Ontology annotation, molecular function: cysteine-type deubiquitinase activity; cysteine-type endopeptidase activity. The transcript is spliced from 31 exons. Gene Ontology annotation, biological process: protein deubiquitination. NCBI's taxonomy places the organism in Eukaryota, Metazoa, Chordata, Actinopteri, Batrachoidiformes, Batrachoididae.
UGUCUGGGAGAAACAUGGCUGCUUACAGUUCUCCGACGGUGCAUUUAUUUACUUUUCUUACAUUUUUGACUACAGAUGCGUUAGAAGGCUGCGAAGGGAGGUAAAACGAAACCAAAUGUCCCUCUGGUGAAAAAGCAAGAUUAGCGCUUCUGGAGUCCGUACACUGAGAUUCGCACUGUGACCCAGUAGCAUUAGUUAGCCUGCUAAGCUAACUGUUAUUAGCUAUGUUUAGCCCCGUCAGGUCUUCUUAUUUCAGAGUCAGUCCGACUAUUAUCAACAGAGAACUUGGCAAGACAAAGAUGAGAUAGCAAGAGGGCACUGACGCACACAAAUUACAGCAAGGCUGAGUUCUGACCUAACUGAAGAAAAGUCACAGGAAACCAUGUUUGGGAAUCUCUUCAAAGAAGAACAGGAGGAAGGUUUUUCUUCCAUCCCUUCCAGGGGAAGAGUUGCUAAAGGAGAAGAGCCACCUCCUUCGCGAGGAAGAAGCAGUCUGUGUGGUCUCAAGAACCAGGGAGGCACCUGCUACCUCAAUUCUCUCCUCCAGACUCUCCUGUUCACCCCAGAGUUCAGAGAGGAGCUGUUUAGUCUGGGGCCAGAAGAACUAGGGUGUCUAGAAGACAAAGAGAAGCCAGGGGCCAAAGUCAGAGUCAUCCCGUUGGAGCUCCAAAGACUGUUUGCUCAUCUGCUUCUCGUGGACCAGCAAAGUGCUUCCACUGCUGAUCUUACUGGCAGCUUUGGAUGGAACAGCAGAGAGGGCACGAAUCAGCAUGAUGUGCAGGAACUGAACAGGAUUCUUUUCAGUGCUCUGGAGCACUCUCUUGUGGAUACCAGUGGAAGUGCGUUUAUCCGCCAUCUGUACCAUGGGACCAUUGUCAACAGCAUUGUCUGCAAGGAGUGUGGUAACAUCAGUCAGAGACAGGAGGACUUCCUGGACUUGACGGUGUGUGUCUGUGGCGUGGCCAGUUUGGAAGGGGCUUUGUGGGACAUGUUUGUCGAAGAAGAGUUGUUUGAAGGCAACAACUUGUACCGCUGUGCACAGUGUGAUAACCUUGUCACUGCUGCCAAGUCUGCCAAGUUGAAGGAACUUCCUCCAUUCAUGACUAUUUCAUUGCUGAGGUUCAGCUUUGAUUUUGACAAAUGCGAGCGGUACAAGGAGACAGGACGCUACAGUUUUCCCCUCACCAUCAACCUGCGACCAUUUUGUGAACAGACAGAUGGAGAGGAUUCUGAUUAUGCCUAUGAACUCUUCUCUGUAAUCAUCCACAAGGGCGGCUGCUACGGCGGCCACUAUCAUGUUUAUAUACGGGAUAUUGACCAGCUCGGCCAAUGGGAGCCACCGGAGGAUGACUGCAAGUCUAAGGCUCAGACGAAAGCCAAGCAGGAGGUCAAUUUGUGGAAACCAAAGCUACAAGAAGAUGAUCCUUUGUCUGUCCUCACUUCUGUUAUUGCCCAGGACCCAUCGAAGAGUGUUCUGUUGGACCAGCUCGGACAGAAACUGAUGGAUAAAAUUGGAUCGUCCUGGAGCAAAAAGUUCAGAAAGCAUUAUGGUCCAAUAGGCAAGUUCCUGCAGUCGCACAGUGAUGUUUUCAUGUUGGUGUGCAAUGGUACCCGAGUAGCACUGAAGGCAAACCCACCAAGCCAGAUGAAUGAAUUUUCCAGCGUAGAAGAGCAGACUGCUAAUACUGAUACUUCAGAACUCCUAGCCUCAGGAUCUGGUGAAGAACAGCCAGGGCCAGCCAGGGCUCCUGAACCCGAGGGUAGCCAUUGGUUUGACCUCAAUGACUCCAAGGUGACCUCCAUCAGGGAGUCUGACAUAGAGAAGCAGUUCCAGGGUAAAGAGAGCGCGUACAUGUUGUUCUACAGAAAAACACAGCUGCACAGGCCGAGUGAAGCUCUGAACAACCCCCUCUAUAAAGUUCCUCCUCAUCUCAUUCAAAUGGCUCAGGAGGAGAACAGCAGAUUGCAGCAGUUGCGUGAGAAGUUUGAAGCCAGCAACAACUCUGUGGAGUUACGGCUGCACCUGGCCCCCUGUUACAAGGUCGAAAAUGGAGCCCUUCGGCCUGCUAGCCAAGAGCACAAUGGGAACAUAAUCACCCUCACCUUUGACCGCAGGAAGACUGUGGGAGACCUGCGAUUAUUCAUCUACCAGAUGCAGGAACUAUGGGAGGGGGAUAUGGCACUGAGUGUGGCCAGAAGUCAUCCAGCAGGCCUACAUCUCUACAGUACUCUUACAGAUGAUACUCUGUCCCUGUACAGUGCAGGCGUCUUUACAGACUCUGACCUAUUUGUGUGGAACGGCAAAGAUGUGUGUGGCACACCUGUCCUAACUGGAGCUGAGUGGGAGCCUGUGCUGCUCACCGUAGUCCGCCCCUUCUUAGGGGAAGAUGAGGAGCAUGAGGUGAAGGGGCGGGUCGGAUGUGAAGAAGUUACUAGGGAGAUUGAAAAUGGAGGGCCGGGGCUUAAAAGGGAGGCGAGAGGAUUUGCAGGUGGUGUGACUCUCGGGGAGGUGAGAGAUGCCUUGGGCCAGCCAAAGGAGAGUCUGCUUUGCCAGGAGCAUAGGGGUGGCACAAGAGGAGAGCAGGAGGGAGGAGGUUCAAGCGGAUGGAAGGUGUUCCCCCCUGAUGACAUGCAGCGCACCUUAAAAGAACUGUCGCUUAAAGACGGGGACGCUCUGCUGGUGCUGGAGCCUCAUUCUUUUGGAAGCAGCAUGUUCACUCUAAAUGGAGAUGUUGUCACGGUGACAACACCGUCUGACUGCCGCUGGCUUCAGGUGGAGUUUCAGCCACACAGAGGAACUGGAGAACAGGAGUCUGAGGGGCAGAUAAGGAAAAUAAAGGUUCCAGCCACAGGGAAUAUGCUGCUGUGUGAGGUGAAACAGAGAGCUAUUGAGGAGCUGCAACUUCAGGAGCAGUUGUCAGGUGAACAGUGCUGUUUAAGACAGGUGGACUGCACUGGGAAACGCCUUCCUCCAGUGUGUGAGGAGUUAAGUGUUCGAGAUGCAGGGGUGCGACUCAUGACAACACUGAUUCUCUGUCCUGGGAAUGCCCCCAAGACAUCACAGCUUUUCUUGCACCUCUCUGUGGGCACAGCGCCCUCUGCUGGCAUGGAAAUGGACAUAAUUGUGGAAAAGACGUGUACUGUAAAAGAGUGUCUAAAAGCAAUGUUAGAUGCUGUUGCACUUGAAGGCAACAGUUGGCACUUGAGGAGGCUUGACUGGUGUGAAGAGGUUGGGGAGCCACUAGUAGACGAAGAUGCUUUUCUAUCCGAUCUGAACAUCAGCCAAGGAGAGACGUUGGUCAUCACAGAAGGACGACUUCCUCCAAAGGGUUUUCUCAAGCUGCUUGUGUGGCUGUAUCUGGAUCCCAGAAACAAUCCACCAGCUUCCACAGAGACAGUCUAUCUUCAUAACGGUCCUGAUGAGAAGCAGAAGGUGGAGACUGUGACUGCUGGAGAUGUGUGCAGUCAGUCAUUCGCUUCAUUUGGUGGCAGUGUGACUGAACCCAGAAGUGUAGGACAAGUGGAGAUAUCAGAUGAAGCCACACUGGAGGAACUCAAGACUCAGGUAGUGACCCUUCCUGCUCUUCAGGAUGUGUGUUUUCCAGCUGCUGCGUUCUUGCGUUUGUGGCAGCUGGAGGGACGGAGGCUGACCCGCAUCAUCAGAGGACAUCAACUCACACUCAGGAAGUUGAAGCUCACCAGCGGCACAGAACUCUGUGUGCAGCAGCUGCUGAAGGAGGAAGAUCUUGGUCCAAAAGAUGUGUUACUAAAUGUUCAGAUGGGUGUGCCAGGGGAGAGAUCUUAUUAUCCUGCAGAAGAGCUGGUUUGGGAUACGUCCCAUGAGUCCUCUCCCCACUCGCUACGCAGUUGUUUAGCCGCGCACUAUGGCCUCCCAGUGGACUCUAUGCUCGUCGCCAAACACCAGCCAGAAAAGCACACCUGGGAAGAAAUCUCCAACUGGAUCCAGCAGAUUUCCAAAAGGAAAAAGAAGAAAAAGUCUGAAUCACUUCUGUCUGUACCUUUCCACCUCAAAGAUGGUGACACAAUUGGCAUCAAGAACCUUUUGAUUGACAACAAUAAGGACUUCUGCACUCUGGAGGAUGAGCUUGGACAACAGCGGCUCAGAGAACAGGCAGAGCAGGGCCGGAAAGGAGGCUGCAGCGAUGCUCAGGAGGCUGGCCCAGUGAAGAAGCUGGGAAAAGCCAAGUCCAGGAAGCCAGAGGUGGCGCUGUCUAUCAGUAUUGGAACAUUUAGAUAGCACAGAUGACCACACACACACCAAACAAACCCCCCCCCCCCCCCCAAAAAAACACACAAUCCGAUGCCACGUUGAAAACAUAAAACACUUGACAUCAAUUUUGUGCCAUUUUUUUUUCUUGAUGAAUAUAAUUUGUCCAGAUGGUUCAGAUGUAGAUGUUUUCUGAUUUUUAUGAGAUGCUUGUGGCAGAGCAAGUUUAGGAAUUCCAGCACUGACCUUUUCAUGUAACUAUAGAAUGUAUAUGUCUAAGUAACAUGUGACUACACAACCACACAGCCUUCACACAUACUGUACCCUGUGUUUUAUCUUCAUUUACCCUUUCAUUUCAAUUCAUUUGACUAAAGGAUCCUCAGACACUUUGAUCUUUAGAAAUUAAUAUUUUGAACAUGGAUCCGUAAUUGCAGCCAGAAUUCCUGUUUUGUGUACUAUUAUAGCAGGUUGUUAUACAACAGAAUUGUUGCCAAGUGUCAUGCGCAAACUUUUUAUAUAUAUAUAUAUAUAUAUAUACAUACACCAGUUAGUGUUUUUUAAUAUUUGGCUUGUAUUUUAAAUCCACUACAGUAGCUCCAGUGUUCAGCCCUCAUUUGGCCCUGUUUUAGCGUAUUGUUGGGGCUCUCCUUUUUAUAAUCUAGUCAUCUCUGUGCUCUGUAAAUAAAUCAGAUUUGUGGGUUUUGUAUAUGGGCCAGAUGUAGGAUGGAAAAAGAAGAGAGGUCGGCCUUAAUGUGGAGCAGCGUCGGCGCAGCUCUGCCCCUCCCUACCUCACUCUCUCUCUUUGUUCUUACCAUCAUUUGUAUUUCUCCUUUUCUCAAAAUGCCUUUGCUUCCUGUGACCCAUCAUUAAACCAGAACGGCACUCCCUAGAGGGCGUGCAUCUGCAAAUGCCCAAAAUGGACUACUGCUUUAUCUGAAGUUUAUGUUCUCACUUUCAGGCCAGGUUCAGCUCUGUCAGGGAGUUAAUCGCAGUUUUGAAAUAAAUUUGACAAUCCAACAGACAAAUGUACUCCAGCAAAUGUGUUACAUCAUUUGUGGAGG